AAUAAGACAGUCUCGUGAGUAUCACUUUCUGUUGUGUUGUGCAGCUUAGAGAGAGAAGAAGAAGAAGAAGAAGAAGACGACGAGAGGAUAAGCAGAGCAAACACUGGGUUUUCCUUCUCCAACUAGUCUCUUUCCUUCCAUAUUCUCUCUUCUCUGCAAAUGCAUUUCUAACAUUUGCCCCCCAUCUUUUUCCAUUUUAUUACAACCAUGCCCUCCCGUUUCACAACACCACUCCCAGAUUUCCCGGCGACACCACCACCGCCGGAUCCACCCAACCACCACCGCCACCACCACUCCAACCUCAUCCCAGUCUUCGUCGCCGGAAUCCUAACCCUAACCUGUCUCAUUUUUCUUGCAGUGUUUUACCGGAGGCUGUCGCGGAAGCGCACAGCUCCGGCGGAUCUGAAACCGCCGCCGCACCGUUUUCCUUACUCCCUCCUCCGUCGCGCGACCUCGUCGUUCUCCUCCGCCAACCGCCUCGGACAGGGAGGGUUCGGGUCUGUGUACAGAGGAACCCUCCCGUCCGGGAAGGAGAUCGCUGUCAAGCUCAUGGACGCCUCCGGCUCUCUCCAAGGCGAGCGAGAGUUCCACAAUGAGCUCACGCUCGCGUCCAGGAUCGACACGGCGAGCUGCGACCACGUCGUGUCGAUCCUCGGCUUCUCCUCCGACCAGCGCAGUCGCAGUCGGCGGAGACUGAUGCUAGUCUACGAGUACAUGCCGAAUGGUAGUCUACAAGAGGCAUUGUUGCAUCGGAAGUGUCCGGAGCUCAUGGAUUGGAAGAAGAGAUUCACAAUCGCCAACAACAUUGCCAGAGGAAUUCAAUAUCUUCACCACUCAUGUGAUCCACCAAUCAUUCAUGGAGAUGUUAAGCCCUCGAAUAUUCUAUUAGAUGCACAUUUCAAUCCGAAGAUCGCCGAUUUUGGGUUGGCUCGGGUGCUCACCGGAGAUGAAACUGUUGACAGCUGCUUGGUGGAGAGCAAGAAGAGAGAGGGAAUGGAGAUUGGUGAAGAUAAUGGGUCAAUACUUGAGGAGACUGAGAGUAUGAUGAGUUUGAUGACUACAGAGGAAGUAGUUGUGAAUGUGGAUCUGUCUCCGGAGAGUUGUAUUGGGGUAAUGGAUGCAGAUGGAGCAGUGUCGCCGGAGAUGAGUGCGGUGGAUGCAUCGCCGUCAGAGGGUUUCGACAAGACUAGUGUUUCAGAGGGUUGUUUGGACAGGGUUAGUGUUGAUAGUGGUAAUAGGAGGCUUAUCGGGAGGAAGAAGAGUGGUUCUGGGAGGGAUUGGUGGUGGAAACAGGACAAUGGCUGUGGAGGGUCGGAGUCCGGGAGAGUGAAGGACUAUGUCAUGGAGUGGAUUAGGAGUGAGAUAAAAAAAGAGAGGCCCAAGAGUGAAUGGAUUGGAAUGCCUAGCUUGGUGGAAGAUGGUACGAAGACAAUGAGUAUGAAAAUGGAGCAAAAGAAGAAUCGGAAGAAGUUGGAAUGGUGGGCUUCGUUGGAUGAGGGAAGAAUUCGGAAGGAGAAGAAGAAGAAUAGAAAACCGAGGGAAUGGUGGAAGGAGGAAUUUUGUGAGGAACUGACAAAGAAGAAGAAGAAGAAAAGAGGGCUUCAAUCAGGUAGUGAGCGUAGUGGCAAAGAAUUGUGGUGGCAGAGGGAUGAGGAUUUGGCGCCAGAGAGAAAGAGAAAGAGGAGGAGCAGUAGCAUUGAUUGGUGGUUGGAUGGUUUAAGCGGAGAGUUUCGAAUUGGCAGAAGAAAUAGCCAAGAUUGGACUAGUGGAGAUAUCCCCAAGAGUGGAGGUAUUAGUAGCACACCUAGUAUGAGAGGAACUGUUUGUUACAUUGCCCCUGAGUAUGGUGGUUGUGGGCAGCUAUCUGAGAAAUGUGAUGUGUAUAGCUUUGGUGUUCUGUUGCUGGUUCUGGUUUCGGGGAGGAGGCCACUCCAAGUUCUGGCCUCUCCAAUGUCAGAAUUCGAGAGGGCAAAUCUUGUUUCGUGGGCACGGCAGCUUGCCCACAAUGGGAAGCUCUUGGAUCUUGUUGACCCUUCUAUUCAGUCAUUGGAUCGAGAACAAGCACUACUCUGCAUCACAAUUGCACUCCAAUGUCUGCAAAGAUCACCCAGCAAACGGCCUACUAUGAAAGAAAUUGUUAGUAUGCUCUCGGGCGAGGCUGAGCCACCCCACCUGCCAUUUGAAUUCUCCCCAUCACCGCCAUGCAAUUAUCCUUUCAAGUCCUGAAAAAAAUCCCUGUGAGUUUGUCAGAAUUUGACUCUAAUUUCAUGAACAGUAUAGUGCACUUUUUAGCACAUUUUGUUUUCGGCGUUUUUAUUUAGCAUGUGGAUUCACUAAGGCUAUGACCUUAAAUACAGCGGAAUGGAAACAUAUGAUUCAUGUUACGGAUCCCAAA
Cornus florida is the source of this 2395-nucleotide messenger RNA. Its product is annotated as receptor-like serine/threonine-protein kinase At2g45590. NCBI's taxonomy places the organism in Eukaryota, Viridiplantae, Streptophyta, Magnoliopsida, Cornales, Cornaceae. The transcript has a single exon. The coding region runs from base 208 to 2226 and encodes 672 amino acids. The record is from RefSeq and is a predicted model, not a curated record. Gene Ontology annotation, molecular function: protein kinase activity; ATP binding. Gene Ontology annotation, biological process: protein phosphorylation.